CCUUCUCCUGUACGAGGCUUGCGAGCUUAUCCAAUGAAUCCCCGAGACUCUGAUGAGAAGGCUAUUGUACAUCUCAUUUGGAGGAGGCCGCGACGGCCGAAUGGAAAACUUCUCAAAUAUGUGAUUGAAUAUUGCCGUACUGAAAACGGAAGAGUAGUAGAAAAAGACUGUCCCAGACAAGAUGUUGACGCAGAUCGAACGCAGAUUCGCUUAUCUGGCUUGGAAUUCGAAACACCAUACCGAUUUAUUGUGAAAGCACAGACCAGUGCAGGAGAGGGCGAUCCAAACAGUGCUGACGCAUCGACGCUCCCUGAAGUUGUCGCUGCUGGAGGUUGGUACUUUAAAGCUUGUUCUGGGCAUUUCUGA
This is a messenger RNA of Strongylus vulgaris, 366 nucleotides long. The record is from the annotation of a GenBank genome assembly. Lineage: Eukaryota; Metazoa; Nematoda; Chromadorea; Rhabditida; Strongylidae.